This is a messenger RNA of Phragmites australis (common reed), 1715 nucleotides long. RefSeq lists its product as uncharacterized. Bases 251 to 1411 code for a protein of 386 amino acids. NCBI's taxonomy places the organism in Eukaryota, Viridiplantae, Streptophyta, Magnoliopsida, Poales, Poaceae. The transcript has a single exon. The record is from RefSeq and is a predicted model, not a curated record.
AUCGCGGAUUGCAGAGGAAGACAGACUCCCAAUUUCCUCGCAAAAUUAGAAAAGAAAAGAAAAGAAAAAGAAGGAAGAAGAGAGGAACAAUUCCCAAUUGUCCAACGAGCCCAGAUCCAAAGCCCAAAUUUUUUCGGCCCAUAGCCCGCCCACGCCCUCCUGACAUCUCCCACUCCACUCUCCUCCGUCCUCUCCCAGAUCCAGUGAUCCACCCACCUACCUGCCCGCCACCCAGCUCUGGUCGCCGGCGAUGGCCGUGCCCCUCCCCAUCCCGAUCCCGCCGGCGCUUCUCCAUGCCGCCGCGUCGCUCGCGCUCGCGGCCGCCGCCCACUUCCUCCACCUCCCCUCACUCCUCCUUUACUCCCUCCACACCUACAUCCACCCGGACGCCGUCCCCUCCAACACCCCGCGCGCCGUCCUCCGCUCGCCCGGAUCCAACGCCGGCCCCACCCCCUCCUCCAAGCGCAGCGCCGCCAACGCCAACGCCUCCCCGUUCGACGCCACCUCUGCGCAGCUCUACCGCCUCCGCCUCUCCCACGGCACGCUCGCCACGCGCCCCCACUUCGCCGCCUACCACCUCGCGCUUCUCCUUCCGAUCGCGCUCCUUCCGCCCGCGCUCCUCCUCCCGGCUGCCUCCGCGGUCUCCCCGCUCGCGCCGCUCGUCCCCGCGGCCUACCUCUUCGUGGCGCUCCUCCGCCACGUCGUGCUCCCGUCGCCGCGCCCCGCGCUGCUCGCCGCUGCCCUCGGCGCGCUCCUGGUCGCCACGCUGCUGUCCUUUAGCCCCUUCGCCGGCGCGCUCGCUUCGCUCGCCGCGCUCCCGGCCGCGCGGUUCGCUCGCGCAUUCUGGCUCGGUACCGACCAGCCCCGCACCGGGCUCGCGGUGCUCGCAUCCUCCGCGCCCGCGCGCCUCCUCCUCCACCUCGCCGUCCUCGUCUCCUCCGCGGCCUCGAUUCUACAAUGCUGCGGGUUCUUGGACGGCGUUGAGCUGGAGGUGAGGCUGCUCGCCCUUGCAGCUGGGCUGCAGCUGCUGGCCGCGCGGGCGGCUGUGCAGAUGUACCUCAACGAGGCCGUGUUCUGCUGGUACCAGCGGCUGCACGCGAGCCGUGCGCCGGACACAGAGUAUGGCCGGGCUAAGGUGUUCCUGCACAACCACCACCUCUGCGCGGUGGCGACGCAGCUCGUCGCACCAUCGUUGCUUGUGCUGUCACUGCUGGCGCUGUGGCGGGUGCAAGGGAAGGACUUCUUUGAGGGCGUUGAGGGAUGGUCGGGUGCAAGGGACUGGCUUGUCGGAUGGUCUGUUGCCAUGAAGGAGGCGUCAUUGCUUGCAGCCCGUUGGGUCGUGGCUGUCUGGUCGGCGGUGACUGUGGGCACGCUCGUGUGCUACAAACGUGGUUGGUUAUUCGUGUUGUGAUCAAUCUCUCUUAGCUUCUUUCCUGCCUGUGUGAUUGCUUCAGAUGGAGUUGAUAGAGCGAGAUCCCAAGCCGGAUUGCCGGAGUUUUGGUACCACGGCACAGGUUUUUCUGCGCACUUCUUUUGUUGCAACAGCAAUGUUGGAUCAAUUCUUUUGAUUUUCUUCUGUCUGUUCUUACUGGAUAAGCAAUUUGAGAUCAGAUUUUUUUCCCCCUUUGGGGGUGGAGUAAUGUAGCAGAGAACUGACUGGUCAGUUACCCAGUUGUACUCUUUGAUGGAUAUCAAUGGAUCAUUUUUUUAAUCAA